CUUUCAACCUUCGAAAUUAUCAAUAUACCUGCUUAAAUUAUAGCUGACAUAAUGAUCCAUCCGGUCAUAACUCGACAAAUGGUGCAAAUCCUGCCAAGUGUAAUGGUCGAUAGGAUAACACUGCCCGAUAUUAUUGAGGAUGCAAUCAAACCCCCAACGGAAAAUAUUAAUUCCGAGGCAAAAUCGAAUGAAAUUGAGGUGGAAGAUAAUGAAGAGAAAUCGGAAGCGGUUUCUGAAUCCGAAAAUGAACUAUUUGAGGUAUCUGAAGAGCAUAAGGAUGAAGAGGUAAGGUACGCGUGGAAUGCACCCUGCAUGAUGGUCAUCUUCGAGGAUGGCGAUGUCAAUUGUGCCCUGCAUCACCUGGUCGAAUCUCUGCAGGAUCCCUUUGCCUUGGAUGCGGUUGCCGUGAUCUUGGUACAGGAAGCUUUAGCCGAAGAAAUCGAAAAACGAGUUAAAACUCUGAUGAAACCCUUGGAUGCCAGGGUGGCCAAUCAUCCGUGCUACAAGCGCACUCUGCUGAAGAUUGGCGAACUUAGGCCGAAAACUAUAAUAGGUUCUUCAGAUCGUGUCUUACCCGAUGCCACGCCCAUACUGGUGCGGGACAUACCACACAAAUUUCUGGGCGAUGGACCCACUGGCAUAAUAACCAUGCACAUUUUUCGCACCCCUUUCGAAGCCACUCAGAUAUAUAGAAAGGAAUAUCCCCUGCCAAUCGCAUCGGUUAGUAUAUGGAAUGAGCGGGUUUCGAGUGUUUACGAUGUAAUUGGCAUGAUGAAUCUACUCGAUACCUUUAAGAUCAACUGUUUCACGGUCGAUAUGGAGCCCAUUAAGCGGGCAUUCGAGCUAAGGAAGUAUAGUGCUUGUAUGCAUCGGGGCUAUCACUAUGAAACACUGCCCAUAAAUGGCGAGCGAAAGAUUAUCAUAUACCCAGUUGGAACUAUAUUUGGUAAUUGAAGUGUAAGCUGGGUAAAUACAAUACCAUUAUUCGAAUCUUAUCGCCACUUAUUUCAUUUUAUUCAAAAAUGAAUGGUAUCCUUACCAAUUAGGAAACCAUUCACCCCUCACCUUUAUGGUGUUGUGUCAGUAUCUAAUGCAUGCAAUCUAAUUCAAUGGGCCGGGGCUUUCAACAGCUAUUUACACACAGAAAGCCAGUUGAGAACAUUCAACUCGCACUUUUCGUUCGCUAAUCUAAAUUAAUGCCUCUCACUGCGAAUCGGAAUAGGCUGUGCAGCGAUGUUUUAUCAUUCAAUUAAAAAAAGGGAGGAAAGCAGCAGAAAACGCGUGCAUGUGAAAUUCGCGAAAUAAACCAGAGGAUUUUCGCACAUUUCCCCCGCUGAGUAAAAAUAGUGGGCGGAAGAGUGGAAGCAAUUUGCACCACCCCACGGACGGAAUAAUGAAGUGUUUAGUUGAUUAUCUAAACGCACGGCGCCGUAUCCGGAUCCGGGAGCACUGGGCCUAGUAGUGCUGGAAUUGCUUGGGGUUUUCGGGUAGCGGUUGAGUCAAUAAUGCGCCAAAUAAACAGCUAACAAGUUGGUAAUAAAAGAACUCUAAAAUUGCCCGAGGUCC
This is a messenger RNA of Drosophila mauritiana, 1566 nucleotides long. RefSeq lists its product as uncharacterized. The coding region runs from base 52 to 954 and encodes 300 amino acids. The record is from RefSeq and is a predicted model, not a curated record. The transcript has a single exon. Lineage: Eukaryota; Metazoa; Arthropoda; Insecta; Diptera; Drosophilidae.